AUACAUGACACCCCGUUGACGCGAAUAUUCAUCCCGAUUGCUUAUAUUUACGUCGGUAAAGUCAGAGCGGUGUUAGGACCCUUAUGACCGAGUUGCGUAUUAACAGGCAGGAUACUAUCGAGUCUUUAGAGCAAGGAACUCGUUUAUAAAUUGACGCUUUGCAUCCCUGGUCUUUGGUACUACAGAUCAUUUGGGCAGAGAAAGCUGUAUCGGUAGAAUCCAUCACGAAUUGAGUACAAUGGCUCGCCAACUUUCGCUCUCGUCAAGCUUCAAACUGAACUCGGGGUACGAGAUCCCCCUGCUCGGUUUUGGGGUCUACCAAACCCCCCCAAGCGACACAAGCGCCGCAGUCCAAGAAGCCAUCAAAGCCGGCUAUCGUCACAUCGACAGCGCAGCCUUCUAUCAAAACGAAGCAGCAUGCGCAGACGGCAUGCUCAAAUCCGGCAUCCCACGGGAAGAAGUCUUUUUCACGACAAAAGUACCACCUAAUUCGAUUUCGUAUGAAGCCGCCAAGAGAGAAAUUGGUAAGAGUUUGAGGGAGGUUAGUCAAUUGAAGUAUAUUGAUUUGGUGCUUUUGCAUGCUCCGUAUGGAGGUAGAGAAGGGAGAUUGGGGGGUUGGAGGGCUCUUGUCGAAGCGGUUGAGGCUGGGACGGUGAGGAGUAUUGGGGUUUCAAAUUAUGGGGUUCACCAUCUUGAAGAACUCGAGAACUAUAUCAAAGACACAGACGCAAAGCAGGGCAAGGGUAAAGGAGGAACCCUCAGCGUCAAUCAAAUCGAGCUCCAUCCAUGGCUACAGCGCAAGGAGAUAAUCGAUUGGUGCCAGAAACGUGGUGUCUUGGUGGAAGCAUGGGCUCCCUUGGCUCAGGCUAAUCGUUGGAAUGAUCCGUCACUUCGGGAUAUCGUCAAACGGACAGGGAAGACGGAGGCGCAGAUCCUUCUUCGAUGGAGUUUGCAAAAGGGAUUCAGUCCACUCCCCAAAUCAGUUACGCCCUCCCGUAUCGUGGAGAAUACAAAGGUAUUCGACUUUGUGUUGUCGGAUUCCGAGAUGGCUUCUUUGGAGACGGAUGAGUAUGAUUAUCAUGGUUGGGAUCCAACGACGUCUGGCUUGGAUAACUGAUAGCUCGGUAGCUAAGUGGGGAAGUGAAUUUAAUGAAUAUCAAUUUGUCGAAUGCGUAUUUUUUUUUACAUUCUCUAGUUAUACUAUGCGUCAGUGUACUUCGAGUGAUAUUGAAUUGAAAUCCCCAGGCAUUUCUGUUGUACUUCAUCAUUGUCUCUUGCAUAUGCUAAGCAUAGGUAUGUCGUUCCUACGGACAUUCCUAGGGUUAGAAUCUAGUUAG
Talaromyces stipitatus ATCC 10500 is the source of this 1337-nucleotide messenger RNA. RefSeq names its product aldo-keto reductase (AKR), putative. Bases 239 to 1117 code for a protein of 292 amino acids. The record is from RefSeq and is a predicted model, not a curated record. The transcript has 6 exons. NCBI's taxonomy places the organism in Eukaryota, Fungi, Ascomycota, Eurotiomycetes, Eurotiales, Trichocomaceae. Gene Ontology annotation, molecular function: oxidoreductase activity.